AUUAAUUCGUUCUUCUCCCCCUUGACUGCGUAUCGGCUGUUGAUGACGUUCACGACAUUCACGAAGAUAUAAGACAUCCUCAACAUCCCUUUUCUUCCCUAACUCUGAGCACAAUCGCUUCAACAAAAUGAUGUCUAUGGGACCACCCCCAGGCCCUCCCCCUGGCGGCUUUGGCAAAGGACCGCGCGGCGGACACCAUGAAGGACCGCGAAGGAAGGGGGUCUUUAACCCCGAAGACGAGACGAAGGUCAUACACUCGAAAAUUGGUGUAUGGGACUUCUACGAGGAGAGGCCGCCCCAGCUCGCGCGACUUCCGUACUUCCUGCAGCUAGAGUCGUACUUGGAGAUCAUCCCCAGCUUCCCGUACGUCGUUCGGAUGCUCAAGGACAUUGCAAGCAUACGCGACUGCCAGGUGUACAUGCUCCUCUACCUGGUUCUGGAGGUUGUCGCGGCGCUAGUGCCCGCCAUCUCGCUCUGGUACUCGGGGCAGCUUCUUCGUAUAGUGCAGACGGCAGUCGAUGAACGCGCUGUGAACACCGAACAACUCUUCCGGGUCGCUUCCGGGCGCUUCAUAUGUUCGAUCGCGGAGCGCGUCCUCCGCUAUGCGAAGAACAGGGUCGGACCCGGCCUAAACAAACGCAUCAAGCAGUACUACUCGAUCCACACCUUCCAUUCCCUCGCUCGGCUAGACGUGCCCACGUUCGACGAUGCAGCGGUGCAGACGCAGUUGCAGCAGAGCGUCUCGCCGAGCAGCCGUACCACCAUAGCCUGGACGACGCUGACGAUGGCGCUGAACAUCAUGAGCACUGCGCUGAGGUUGGCGAGUCAGUUCUUGGUGCUGGUGCGCGUGCUAGUUGAGCAGCGGGACGGUGUGCUCCUGGCGAGUUUGAGCUUCGCGCACAGCUUGAUGAACAUCAUGAACUUCAAGAAGGAUUUCGGGCUCGCAGGAGUGUGGGCUGCGACGACGAAAGACCCAGAUUACAUUCGUACCGAGGGGUUGAAGAAGACGAUCAGCACCACGGCUCACCGGAAGGAGAUCGUGGCGGGCGGCUUGUGGAACUACAUGUUGACAGCAUACGCUCAGGGUAUCAAGAGAUUAGGCACUCGCGCGGGCGACUUCUUCGAUCUGCAAUCCGAGCUGCGAACGCGAGACCGCUUGAACUUGUUCACCCUCCUUGCCGAGCCGCUCAAGGAGCUCCCACAGAUCGUCUUCACGCUCCGAGCCGUCCAGUACCCCUCGUCGAUCCCCGUCUCGCUCGCAUCGCUCAACCUCAUCACGCAAACGACGAUGGAGUUCACGAUGGUGCUUUACCGCCUCUUUGAGCAGACGGGCUCCAUCGCGGAGAAGUUCGCGUCCGUGCGCAAGAUGUACGAGGUGGCGAACAUUCCGAAUCGCGUGCAGGACGGGCGGGAGGCGUUUCCGGAGGACCCAUCGACGUUGCGGCUGGGCAUCAGCGUCGAGUUCAAGAAUGUGUCAUUCAAGUAUCCGGGAAGCGAUGCGUGGGCGUUGAAGAACGUGUCGUUCAAGGUCGAGAGGGGACAACUAUGUGUCAUUCUCGGCGCGAAUGGGUCGGGCAAGUCGACGGCGCUCAAGUUGAUCUCGCGCAUAUAUGAUCCGACGGAGGGGCAGAUCUUCAUUGACGGGCGUGAGAUACGUCAGCUGAAGUUGGAUGACUUGCGCAGGGCUAUCAGCGUGCUCUUCCAGGACUACACGCUCUUCCCGCUCAGCAUCAAGGACAACAUCGCCAUCGGCGACCCGGAAGCCCUCGCAGCGCUCACAGGCGCGCAGGAGAAAGGCGAGACGGCGCACGAUAUCGAGGAGCGCAUACGGGAAGCGGCCCGACUCGGCGGCGCGGACGGGUUCCUGGAGAAGCUGCCGGAGGGCUACGACACGUACCUCGACCCGCCCGUGCGCGACCACUAUGCGGGGCUGCCGGAGGGCACGAAGGCGCUGUUCGGCCGCCCGGUGAGCUUCGGGCGCAUGCGCGGGAUGGGCGGGAUGAACAGCGCGGUGUCGUCCGGGCUGAGCGGCGGGCAGGUGCAGCGGAUUGCGCUGUCGCGGACGUUCAUGCGGUCGAAUACGGCGGAGCCGCGGGUGGGGCUACUGCUCUUUGACGAGCCGUCCGCAAGCUUGGAUCCGGUGGCGGAGCAUGAUCUGUUCGAACGACUACGUGCGCUGCGCGGGAACAAGACGAUGAUCUUCUCGUCUCAUAGGUUUGGGAACUUGACGAGGCACGCGGAUGUGAUCUUAUACAUGAACGACUCCGUGGUGGUCGAGUCCGGGACACACGACGAGCUGCUCAGGAAGGAAGGGGACUACGCGCGGAUAUGGAACUUGCAAGCGCAGGCGUUCAUGUAGGACGGGAGCGCGCGGUUAUGUCAGGUUUGGGACGUCGGGCGUAUGGACUGCUCUGUGCGUAUCUAGACAGUGUAAUGAUAUCUGAUAAUCCCUAGACUUGCCAUCGUGAUCGG
Messenger RNA from Schizophyllum commune H4-8, 2472 nucleotides. RefSeq names its product P-loop containing nucleoside triphosphate hydrolase protein. The record is from RefSeq and is a predicted model, not a curated record. Gene Ontology annotation, molecular function: ABC-type oligopeptide transporter activity; ATP hydrolysis activity; ATP binding. Lineage: Eukaryota; Fungi; Basidiomycota; Agaricomycetes; Agaricales; Schizophyllaceae. Bases 128 to 2359 code for a protein of 743 amino acids. The transcript is spliced from 10 exons.